Messenger RNA from Pelodiscus sinensis (Chinese soft-shelled turtle), 864 nucleotides. The record is from RefSeq and is a predicted model, not a curated record. Lineage: Eukaryota; Metazoa; Chordata; Testudines; Trionychidae.
AGCCCAUCACUUGGGAUCGUGCGUGUGCAUCUGUCAGCGAGUCCCCGCACCUCCUGCUCCUGCCCCAUGGAAACCCUGGUGCCUGGCCGGCUGCCCCGCAGCACCCUCUGGAUGGUCACCCUGCUGCUCUGCCUGGGGACAGGGACGCUCGGGGACCUCAAUCUAAAAGCCCUCGACACCAUCAUGAAGCACAUCACAGCGUAUGGGGUGAAUAAUCAAUACUCCUUCGCUGUCAGCCUGCCCUUACGUGUUUGCAGAAAUGCAUCUGGCCUGGGAAAGGCGCUGCCCGACAAAGAGCUGCAGGACAUGAAGAACAUCAUGGGAAAACGGGAAGCCCUGUAUGUCCAAGACAAAGGGCACAUUGUAGCGUCCCGGCCGAAGUUUGGUAAAAAGGGGACUGAGACGCAGCACUCUGAGUGGCGCCUGCUCAAUGGCGACCAGAACAACCCCAGACCUGUGCAGAAGCUCCUGGCCGAGACCUACAGGAAUCACAGCUGCCUGAUCUUCUUCACCCUCAACUCGCCCUGCCUGGGGAUCUGCCUGAACGAGAGCAGUCCCUACUACAUCCUGCCGAUGGUGCGCACCACCUUCUCCCUCGCCAAGAAAGGCUACAGGGCCUUCGUCUUCCAGCAGAUCUUCCAUUCUGACGAGGGGAAGGGCCAGCAGCUGCUGAACAAAUGGAAAACGCUGCAAAGGAUCGCGCCCUUGAUACGCUGCGACAAUAACGGCUGCCAGAAAUACAAUGGGGACGGCACGUCCAACCAGCACAACCUCUGCCUGGAAGGGAGGCCAGUUGUGAGGCGGCGGCUGCACCCACCACGCAGGGGGGCAGUAGGGCAAGCAGGGGGCACCCUCAGGGCAUAG